Molecule: messenger RNA, 2721 nt
Organism: Nothobranchius furzeri (turquoise killifish)
Lineage: Eukaryota; Metazoa; Chordata; Actinopteri; Cyprinodontiformes; Nothobranchiidae
Gene: zbtb22a
Product: zinc finger and BTB domain containing 22a
Biological process (GO): regulation of transcription by RNA polymerase II
Molecular function (GO): DNA-binding transcription factor activity, RNA polymerase II-specific; protein binding; RNA polymerase II cis-regulatory region sequence-specific DNA binding
Source: RefSeq, a predicted model, not a curated record
CUUUAACUAGACUCGGAACCAGCCGGUCCGGUCCAAUAACGGAGGCUUCGAGUCAGCAGAGGCUAGAACCAUUUUCCAUUAAUGUAUUAAACUUUUUAAACAAAUAAACAGACUAGUCGUUAUUCUCUGAGCAUAACAUGAGAUUCAGGUCAGACCUGAUGUUUAGAAACGGCCCGUUUCCUUGUUUUGACUUGACGUCAUGUUUGACUUAUGAAACGGUCCAGAUCUGCAAGUAAAGUUUUCUGUCACCAUGGAUCCCUCCUGCUGUGAUGCUGUGGCUCCGCCCGGUUUGACCGUCCAGGUGUGUUUUCCCGGUGCGCGGGCGGCGGUCCUGGACAACCUGAACCGGCAGCGCGAGGAGGGCCGGCUGUGUGACCUCUCCAUCCAGGUCCAGGGUCAGGUGUUCCGGGCCCACCGCUGUGUCCUCGCUGCUUCCUCGCCUUACUUUCACGACCAGGUUCUUCUGAAGAACGUUACCACCGUGUCCCUGCCCUCCGUCAUGGACCCGGUGGCCUUUGAGAGCGUCCUGAGUUCUGCCUACACGGGCCAGCUGAGCAUCGUACACGAGGACAUCGUGAACUACGUGACCGUGGCCAGCUUCCUGCAGAUGUGGCACAUCGUAGAUAAAUGCACGGAGAUCCUGAAGAGACCCCGGUCGUCCGGAGAAACGCCCGCCGGAGCUCCUCCGGGACCCGCGUCCCGCCAGCAGUCCCCCAGCAGCACCGAGUGUCUGUUUGUGGAGCGGGAGGGCCGCCGGAGGGAGAAGAAACCCGACGCCCUGCCGCCGCUGGCCACCUGGAGACGACCGCAGCAGCUGCUGAGGUGGGCUCGGGCCCGGCCCCCGUUGGACCAGAACCUCGCCGACUCCCAGCUGGACGGCCUCCAGAGCUACGCGGAGAGUAACUACGCCGGUGGGGAGGAGGCGUGGCCUCUGAGCCACGACGGAGCGGGUCAGAGCAACCGGCACCACGGGGGGGUUCUGUGUGGUGACCCGUUAAAGCCGAAAGUCCGGUUUCAGCAGAGGGGGGCGCCGCUGAGCGCCGAGAGAGAACACGGUAGGACGAGAGACGGCGAAGACACUCUGGACAGGCGGAGGACGGAGAGGAGAGGAGCGGAGGCUGAUGAAGGAGUCGGGGAGGAGGAGGAGAGGAGGGACGGCUUCACUCACACAGACUUGGACCCGGUUCCGGCCGAACUGGAGGAAUCGGGACGCCUCACCGUGAGGGAGACCGUGGAGGUGAUGAAGGACAAAGUCCAGCGGGACGCUGCAGGAAGCGAGGACUGUGGACCAGCUGAAGGACCGUCAGGUCCGGUUUCGGGAAGAUCUCCGUGGCAGAGCGGCUCCUGGUCUCAGACGCAGCAGCGACCUCCGGGGAGGGACGAGGAAGACGAGGAGGACAGUGUGGACUUGAGGUGUUUCCCAGACGGCUCCUACAGCAGACACUCGCUGGGUGAGACGGAGGACGGGUCGGAACCGGUUUCCCAGAGACCUCUGGUGUCUCCUGGCUUCAGCCUGGGGGGGUCAGAGGUGAACUGGACUUCCAGCAGCGGGGGUCAGAGCGGGACUCCCACCUCUACCCAUCACGUCUCCCCGUCGUCCGCGGCGUUUCCCCCUCCUCCAUCACCUCCUACGCCGUCCUCCUCCUCCUCCUCGGCGCCCCUCUCUGGCUCCGCCUACUCAGGUAAGGUCCACUUCUGCCACUGUGGCAAGGCCUACACGCUGAAGAGCAUGCGGGACCGCCACGUGAAGAUGCAGCACCUGAACCUGCGUCCCUUCGGCUGUCCCGUCUGCACCAAGUCCUUCAAGAUGAAGCACCACCUGACGAAGCACCUGAAGACGCACGGCGGGCUGCGGCCCUACGAGUGCAGCCUGUGUGGGAAGAAGGUGAUCUGGAGGGACAGCUUCCUGCGACACCAGGCCCGCUGUGAGAGGCUCGCCUCCAGCACCGGGCCGGCGCCGCCUUACGGGUUCGACGUCCCGUUGGGACAGGUGAAGGUGGAGGAGGGGGACCUCCACAGGGCCGUGGGGGGGCUGCUGGACCUUGUAGGCACCGAGUCCCAGAACCUGGGUCAGGUUUUUAAAGAGGAGGCAGCGGAGAGCUUCAGUGGGAGCUAAAGUGGGUUCUGAGCUUCUGACGGCUGGGCCCUCGGACCUUUUAUCCACCACGUCAGAUCUUCCGUUAUGAACAUUUCAUCUCUGGAAAGUCCGACCCCCCCCCCCCCCCCCCCCCCCCCGGGCUUCCGUAGUUCCGACGUGUCAUGGGGGCUACAACACCAACGCUGAAGCGGCCCGCGUGAACGUUUCUCCACAACAACGCCUUCGUGCUACGUUCUUAGCUGGCAGGAACCAAACCAUCAUGCUGCCAUUAGAGCGCCGCCGUGCCCGGACAUCGGCCAAGACCCCGCUGCUUUUUACUGUUAACCUUUUUAAAAUGGCUCCUUGCUCUUGUGAUUAGUCGCUAUUUAAAAGUCAUUUAAGAUGUUCUAGGAGUGUAAACAGCUUUAUUUAUCAUUUAUAAUCUCAAGUUUAAAAAGGAGAAAAGUCCUGGAGUUUAAUCAGAAGGCUUGAAUCUGCAGCCGUGUGGCCCCGCCCCCAGAGAGGAAGCGUCAGUCAGCUGACCACAAACACACUUUAGUAAAUAAAGACCGUCGGCACUUUGCACAAAUUGUCCUCGCCACAAUAAAAUGUCUUGAUUUAGUCAAUAAAGUAUUUAUUAAAAC